AUGGCGCAUUUGGUGGCGACGCGGCUGAUUCACGGUUCGUUCGCCGCGAGUCCUGCCUCCGGCGCUACGGAGAACCUUUCCGAGAAGCUGAGUCCGAGUUACGGCUCCACGGCCAAGGUCUUGGCUCAGGCUGAGAGGAGGUGCCGCCUCCGCCGUGAGGUGGUUCCUGUCAGCGCUCCGAUUACGGCGGCAAGAUCUGCGCGUGUGGAGGCGGAAGUGAUCCCGGUGUCUACUGACGACGUUUCGAAGGUUGCCGAGCGGAAUCAGUAUCUGCAAGGAAUUCCACAACUUGGUAACACAUCUGAGGAUAUGCUGACCAAGCCUAAUGUGAGGCGCAAGACAAAGAUUGUUUGCACCAUUGGCCCUUCUACCAACACUAGGGAGAUGAUAUGGAAGCUUGCAGAGGCUGGGAUGAAUGUUGCUCGUCUUAAUAUGUCUCACGGAGAUCAUGCAUCACACCAAAAGGUCAUUGAUUUGGUAAAGGAGUAUAAUGCCCAAGCAAAAGACAAUGUUAUCGCCAUCAUGCUCGACACCAAGGCAAGUAUAUUUUCUGGUCCUGAGGUUAGGAGUGGUGACUUACCUCAACCAAUCAUAUUGGAACCUGGUCAAGAAUUUACUUUUACAAUCCAAAGAGGAGUUGGCACAUCAGACUGUGUUAGUGUCAACUAUGAUGAUUUUGUUAGUGACGUGGAAGUUGGGGACAUGCUCCUUGUUGAUGGUGGCAUGAUGUCAUUAACUGUAAAAUCAAAGACUGCAGAUUCUGUAAAAUGUGAAGUUGUUGAUGGAGGAGAGCUUAAAUCUCGGAGACAUCUCAAUGUUCGUGGGAAAAGCGCGACACUUCCAUCCAUCACUGAGAAGGACUGGGAUGACAUAAAAUUUGGUGUGGACAACAAAGUUGACUUCUAUGCUGUUUCCUUUGUCAAGGAUGCCGCAGUUGUUCAUGAGCUAAAGAAUUAUCUGAAAGAUGCUGGUGCCGACAUCCAUGUCAUUGUAAAAAUUGAAAGUGCGGAUUCGAUACCGAAUCUGCAUUCCAUAAUUACUGCGUCUGAUGGGGCAAUGGUUGCCAGAGGUGACCUUGGUGCAGAGUUGCCGAUUGAGGAGGUUCCUCUGUUGCAGGAAGAAAUCAUCAGAAUAUGCCGAAGUAUGGGAAAAGCAGUGAUUGUGGCGACAAAUAUGCUAGAAAGCAUGAUAGUACAUCCUACUCCUACUCGAGCAGAAGUAUCUGAUAUUGCUAUUGCUGUGCGAGAGGGUGCUGAUGCAGUUAUGCUUUCUGGAGAAACUGCCCAUGGAAAGUUCCCUCUAAAAGCUGUCAAGGUCAUGCACACAGUCUCUUUGCGAACUGAAGACACUAUAGUUGGCACAAAAACUCCUUUGAAUCUUGGACAUGCCUUCAAGAAUCACAUGAGCGAGAUGUUUGCAUACCAUGCAACUAUGAUGUCCAACACACUUGGGACGUCAAUUGUUGUUUUCACAAGGACUGGCUUCAUGGCCAUUUUGUUAAGUCAUUACCGGCCAUCUGGAACCAUCUUUGCUUUCACAAACGAGAAAAGAGUACAACAACGAUUGGCACUGUACCAGGGGGUUUGCCCCAUACACAUGGAGUUCUCAGCCGAUGCUGAGGAGACAUUUGGCAAUGCGUUGGAUUUGUUGCGAAAGCAAGAAAUGGUGAAAGAAGGCGAACAGGUUGCUCUCGUCCAAAGCGGCCGGCAACCCAUCUGGCGGUCCCAAUCAACUCAUAAUAUUCAGGUCAGGAAAGUGUAG
Messenger RNA from Striga hermonthica, 1761 nucleotides. The record is from the annotation of a GenBank genome assembly. NCBI's taxonomy places the organism in Eukaryota, Viridiplantae, Streptophyta, Magnoliopsida, Lamiales, Orobanchaceae.